Molecule: messenger RNA, 4979 nt
Organism: Schistosoma bovis
Lineage: Eukaryota; Metazoa; Platyhelminthes; Trematoda; Strigeidida; Schistosomatidae
Source: the annotation of a GenBank genome assembly
GGCCUUCCGACUCAACGUUGGACUUUUGGCACGGAUUACUAUUGUAUAAUACUAUUGGACUCCGUCUUCCUCAUUACGUCUUUGGUGCAGUCGCUUGCAGAGGAACACCUGUCAACCAAGUGAACUUAGUUUGUGGUCGUUGUCCUCACGAGGCAGUUAACAAGUAACAUUCAUUCUAUAGUAACUGUUAGCGUCUGUUUGUUUAAUAUACCUUUUGUAUUGUUAACGGUAUUUUAUUACCUUUGUUUUUACUAACGGACAGACAUCUAGGUUUCUUAAUCAUUAAUUCGUUUUGGUAUAUCAGUGUUAACCUAGAGUAUCAAAAUAUUUUGAGUAAGCUCCUUUUGUUUGGGGACCACCACAAAUUUGGUGAGCCCGUAAAAUUUUUUUUUUCUCUCGCAACUACUUUUGAGUUCACUUACAGACAUUACGGCGUUAUUUUUCCCUUGGUAGUAUUUAAAUUUUCUUAUAUUCGUAAUGUACUCAUCCGAAACUGAAGGCAUUAGCCAGGAUAACAUUUCAGCAGAGCUACAUGCUCUAAAUUUGAUAAAUGUGCCCCCAUUCAGCCGAUUAAAUUCUCGCAUUUGGUUUGCGCAAGUAGAAGUACAAUUUCAGCGUCGCAACAUACGCUCACAGGCAUCUAAAUACUCUUUUGUGCUUGGAUUACUACCCACUGAAGUUGCAUCUGAGGUGUCAGAUUUGAUAGAUAAUAUUCCUGCACCUAAUCCAUAUGAUCAAUUGAAGCAGGCAAUUAUUCAACGUACCUCAUUAUCUGAUGAAAAGAGAUUACAGCAAUUACUACACGAAUGUGAGCUAGGCGACAAAUCACCGUCUCAAUUAUUACGACACAUGAGACAAUUAGCUGGCCCUUAUAAAUUUGAUGACGCCUUCUUCAAGGAAAUUUGGCUACAACGUUUGCCAACAGUAGUUAGGCAAAUUCUUUGCGCCUCUAGCCAACCAUCAGAUUUAGAAAGUCUUGCCAGCAUGGCGGAUAAAAUUUUAGAAGUUACACCUUGUACUACACCUUACGUACAGGCAAUAUUAGAAACUUCGAACGAUAAGCAAACUCCCACCAUAGCAUCGUUAACUGCUGAACUAGGCGAACUACGAGCACAACAUGAACGAACUGUCGCCACUCUUGAAAAUAAACUGGAUGCAUUACAAUUAUUAAUCUCCAACUUCACAUCUACAAGAUCUCGCUCUAGUUCUCGAGGGAGUAAGAAUCGAGAUAACUCAAAAGGAAACAAAAACGACGACAACAUAUGUUGGUACCAUAAAAAAUAUGGCGACAAAGCUAGGAAAUGUGUUACGUCUUGUAAAUUUUUCAAGUCAUUUUCCUCACCAAAACGUGUCAACCAAACCAUGGUAGCGACAAAUGUUUCUGGUCGUGCGCCUACUCGUCUUUUCCACGUUCUUGAUAAAACUUCAGGGUACAAAUUCUUAGUAGAUACUGGAGCUGAAGUUAGUGUCAUCCCAGUUACCUUAGCCAAUAAACCUAUUGCUAAGAGUGGAAAAUAUACCCUAAGGGCAGCUAAUAAAACCGAAAUAAAGACAUUUGGCGAACAAUUUCUAACAUUAGACUUGGGAAUUAGACGUAAUUUAACCUGGGUAUUUAUUAUUGCGGAUGUCCGUCACCCUAUACUAGGUGCAGAUUUUCUCAGUUUCUACAACCUACUAGUUGACGUUAAGAGAAGAAAACUUAUUGAUUCCUGCACGAACCUUCAAAUCCAGGGAAUUCAGUCGGACUACCACAUACAUAGUAUUAAAAUUGACACUCCAGGGAACGACAUAUUCGCCACCAUUCUAUCUAAAUUUCCCAAAAUAACGAAACCAGACUACAGUGAAAACACUGUCAAACAUUCUGUAGUACACCGGAUCAUCACAAAAGGUCAACCAACUUCGGCACGUCCACGCCGAUUACCGCCAGACAAACUGAAUGUUGCAAAAGCUGAGUUUGAUCAUAUGAUGCAGCUAGGUAUAAUACGUCCGUCAAGUAGCCCCUGGGCAUCCCCACUCCACAUGGUGCCCAAGCGAGACCAAGAUUGGCGACCUUGUGGUGAUUAUAGAUCAUUGAACAACCUCACAUUACCGGAUCGCUACCCAAUCCCUCAUUUACAUGAUUUUUCUCUCACUUUACAUGGCAAGCAAAUUUUUUCUAAAAUUGAUCUUGUGCGAGCGUACCACCAGAUUCCAGUAGCAUCCGAGGACAUAGCAAAAACAGCCAUCAUUACUCCAUUUGGUUUGUUUGAAUUCUUAAGAAUGCCUUUUGGAUUAAAGAACGCCGCACAAACAUUUCAACGAUUUAUGGAUGAGGUCACUAAAGGCCUAGAUUUUGUUUUCGUGUAUAUUGAUGAUGUCUUAAUAGCUAGCAGUUCGAUCCAUGAACACGCUGAUCACCUACAUCAAUUAUUCGAAAGAUUUCAGAAAUAUGGCAUAGUGAUUAAUCCAUCCAAAUGUAUUUUCGGAGUUGAGAGUUUAGAGUUUUUAGGUCACUUGAUCGACAAACGUGGAAUUAAACCUUUGGAUACAAAAGGUGAUUCAAAUGUUGUUGCGGAUACUUUGUCACGUUUCAACGUCGAUGCAAUUUCCUUCACCAAAGGAAUCGAUUUAUCAGACAUGGCACGUUUGCAGACAGAUGAUCCCGACCUUGAUGCUUGUAAACAAAGUUCGAGCUUGUCCUUAAAAAGUGUUCCUAUACCGCAUUCUGACUCUACUAUCAUUUGUGAUACUUCUACUGGAACUCACAGACCUUUUGUGCCAAUAGUGUACAGAAAAAGAGUUUUUGAUUGUCUUCACUCACUAUCCCAUCCAGGGAUUCGUGCUACUGUGAAACUGAUUGCUGAAAGAUUUGUUUGGCCAAAGAUGAAUGCAAAUAUAAAAAAAUGGACCAGGACUUGUGUACAGUGUCAGCGCAGUAAAAUACAUAGACAUACGAUUACAACACCGUCAGCAUUUAGUCUACCCGACCAUCGUUUUCAACAUGUUCAUGUUGAUUUAGUUGGUCCUCUUCCUCCAUCUAACGGAUUCACUUACAUUUUUACUGCAGUGGACCGUUUUACUAGAUGGCCAAUUGCAUGCCCAAUAAAAGAUAUCUCCGCGGAAAAUGUUGCUGCUGUAUUCCUCGACAGAUGGAUCGCUAAUUUUGGUGUACCUUCUACAGUUACUUCGGACAGAGGUUCACAGUUCCAAUCUCACCUCUUCAAUGAAUUCACCCGCAUUUUAGGAAUCCAUCACAUCACUACAACAGCAUACCAUCCAGCAGCGAAUGGACUAGUGGAACGAUUCCACAGACAACUAAAAAGCUCAUUGAUGGUACAACCUGAUGUUUCUAGAUGGAGUGAAUCUCUACCUCUUAUUUUACUAAGCAUACGUUCCACAAUUAAAGAAGACCUACAAUGUACUCCUGCACAGCUCGUCUAUGGAACUAAUUUAACCUUACCGGGGCAGCUAGUGACGCAUAAUGGCAAACCCGUAUGUACGGAUCCCACUUCUUUUUGCGAAAGACUUAUGAGCCAUAUGAAUAACAUUAAGCCUGUUGCACCUCGGCCAGUUGUCUUAAAAGAGCAAGUUAGCAAGCAUCUAAAUACGUGUAAAUUUGUAUUUGUUCGUGUUGACUCAGUAAGACGCCCUCUACAACAUCCUUAUGAAGGACCAUAUGAAGUAGUUGAGAGGCAAACAAAAUAUUUCACAAUCAAUAAGAACGGAAAAAAAGAAACAGUUUCAAUCGACCGGAUAAAACCUGCUUUUAUAGAGUCUGAAACACAUGACAACCGAAAGCCGUCUAAAGACAGCAGAGAUCACACAACGCAGCUCCCAGUGUCUCCAAAUAAUUCUUCGCCAACUCCGACGAAAUCAAUAUUUCGUAAAACAGACGGUUCUAAGGUUACAGUUCCCAUAAACUUAAAUCCUAGUUCCGACACUUUACCUUCUACGAAAACAACUCGUUCAGGAAGACAUGUACAUUUUCCUAAACGUUAUGUUGAAUUAAUUACUUAACCUUUAUUCUGUCAUUACCUGUAAUGUGAUUAAAUAUCUAUAUUAGCAGAGUUACUAAUAACAUUAUUUUUGCAAGCAUUUAAAAAAAAAAAUUUUUUGUGUACUACUAAUAUUGAUAAAUUCAUUAUGUUUUUCUCUACAUGUGUAUGCGUUUCAUAUGAUGUUUAAUAUUAAUUGUGCAAAUAUAUCCAAUUUCGUUGGACUCGUUCAGUUUAUCACUAAUUGUUUACACAAUUUAUACAUUUAUUUGCACUUCGGUGAACUCUCAAUUUAAUUACUGUUAUUACUAAUGAUACUAUUAUUAUUAUUAUUGUUAUUAUUAUUAUACACUUCGUUAUUCUUGUUAAACAUUUUAUAUACAUUAAAGUCUCUUUACUACAAGAGAAACAUUUUGUUCUUGAAUAUAUAUACACGUAUGAUUUUUUUAAAAAAAAUAAUAUUUGUUUACCCUUUUCGUUGUGUAAUUUUCUCCUACCUUCAAAGCAUUUAAAGUUUUACGUCGGGCAUACUUCCACCGACGCAUGCCCUAGGGGGGGAGUUAUAUGGUGACAUAUAUUCAGUGAUUUUUGUAACAACAAAAAUAAAAACCACAUUUUUUCUCUAAUUUGUCACACUUUAUUUGUAACCACAUCUUUAUCCAAUAUCUGUUGUUUUGCUGUAUCACUUGUUAAAAAGACGAUAAUAAUUGUUUCGAUGAUUGGUAUACACUUCUACUACCGGGUUGUUUAAAAUAUAGAACACUGUCUACGCCGUUUGUUCUUCUGUUUUAUUGGCCACCGUUUUGAUUGAAGACUAUAAUAGUAUUAUAACAUCCUUAUAGGCCUUCCGACUCAACGUUGGACUUUUGGCACGGAUUACUAUUGUAUAAUACUAUUGGACUCCGUCUUCCUCAUUACGUCUUUGGUGCAGUCGCUUGCAGAGGAACACCUGUCAACCAAGUGAACUUAGUUUGUGGUCGUUGUCCUCACGAGGCAGUUAACAAG